Messenger RNA from Babjeviella inositovora NRRL Y-12698, 1947 nucleotides. RefSeq names its product Psy2p (gene PSY2). Gene Ontology annotation, molecular function: protein phosphatase activator activity. The transcript has 2 exons. Gene Ontology annotation, cellular component: nucleoplasm; protein phosphatase 4 complex. The record is from RefSeq and is a predicted model, not a curated record. Gene Ontology annotation, biological process: protein dephosphorylation; DNA damage response. NCBI's taxonomy places the organism in Eukaryota, Fungi, Ascomycota, Pichiomycetes, Serinales. The annotation marks the transcript as partial.
ACACCGCGACGCGUGAAGGUGUACCUCCUCAGUGGUGAGGACUGGAAGGACAACGGAACGGGCUACUGCACGGGCGAACUCGACAGCGUGGCACCGCGGUUUGUGGUGCGCAACGAAUUAGACGCAAGUGAAAUCCUCCUCAAUACCGUUUUGGACGGCGACACACAGUACCAGCGCCAGCAGGAUACCCUUAUUGUGUGGACGGAUCCUGCGGGCAACGAUAUUGCUCUUUCCUUCCAGGAAGCCGAGGGCUGCAACUCGCUCUGCGACUUCAUCAUCGACAUGCACGAAAAGUACUCGAGCAACAUUUCGCUCGUGCAGGUGGUUCCCGGCGGGAUGGAGGGCGCCGACAUCACAGAGCUCAUCGUAGGCCCAAUGAACUACCCCCCGCCGGUCCCUACGACCCAGAGCUUGGAGCAGGUGCUCGAGCCUAUCGGCCAGGGCUCCAACUCCGUCUAUACGCGUGAACACAUGGCCAAGUUUCUCAUUGACCACGACUACAUUCUGAAGCUUGUGGGCGUUUUUGAGAGCGCGGAGCAGCGCCGCGACUUGAAGAGCCUCCAUCUGUUGUGCCGCAUCCUCAAGACGCUCACGUUGUACAAUGAAACAUCGAUCAUUGAAAUUAUGAUCGAGGACAAGGUGAUCAUGGGGGUGUGCGGGAUCUUUGAGUACGAUCCCGAUUUUCCCACGCACAAGGCCAACCACCGCGAGUACUUGGCUGACGAAUCGAAGUUCAAGGAGGUGGUGGAGCUUACCGAUAGCGAUGCUGAGAUUAAAAGUUUGAUUAAAAACAAUUUCCGGUUGCUGUUUUUGAAGGAUGUGAUAAUGGCGCGGUUGUUGGACGAUGCGACACUUACGUUGAUGAACACGUUGAUCUAUUUCAACCAGGUGGAGAUUAUCAGUUUUUUGAAAGAUUCUGUUACCAAUCCAAACAUGAAAACUCAUCGCACUGCCAUUCCAACCACCGAGGUUAAACGCAACGGGGUGCGGAUGCUUCACCAGUUCACGCUCAUCACUAAAUCCCUACAGCCGAACCAGAAGUCGGACUUUUUCCGUCUGCUUGUGCAGAAGGGAUUGUUCAAAAUGCUCGGGUUUGGGUUCAAGGACGAGCUAACGGCGAUCCGUGUCAACAGCGUUGAGUUGAUUGUCGCCAUCAUCGAGCACGACGUGUUACUUGUAAACGGGUGCCAUCCCGAUGACGCGUCGUCCCUCAAGCUCUCCAACAACAUGAGCUUGAUCUCGAUUCUCAGCGACUUGAUGAUUAACGAGGCGAACCAGGGUCUCAAAAUCCAAGCGUUUGAGGCCCUCAAGCUCUUGCUCGACCCGGCUGGCGACAGUUCCGGUAGCAGCAUGGAGUCGUUGAAAACUGUAACCACUUUGAAAACCGACGAGUACUUUAAGGCGUUUUAUGCAAUCGUGGCCCCCAGAUUAUUUCAGCCGAUUGUGGAUGUGGCCCGACAGAAACCUCUCGAAUACGGCUACUCGAUGAGCCGAUGCCUUCUUUACCAGCAGUUGUGCGAGCUCAUUGCGUUCUGCACGCGAGAGCAUGACAAAAACAUGUGCCGGGUAUUCUUUUUGGAGAACUCCAUCUUGCUGGGUGUAUCGAAGCUCGUGGAACAGACGACCCGCUUGCAGUUGCGUCUUGCGGGAAUCCGGUGCUUGAAACACAUUAUCUUUCUCAACGAUGACAUCUACACCCGCCACGUCAUAGCCAAUAACCUCCUCGCGCCCAUCUUCCAGCUUUUAGAGGAGACGAACCGCUUGAACAACUUGGCCAACUCCACGUGCUUGGACCUUAUCGAGCAGGUCUUGAACGGCUUGGACCGAGCCGAGCAUAAGAAGAACUUUAAGCUUUUGGCCACGUACAUUGUUGGCCAGUUCAAGGGGUUAUUGACAAGCAUCGACUACGUUUCCAACGGCUCCGAGCUUGUGACCUUGGUGGAAAAC